GAAAAUGAAGAAAAAUGUGUCAUGUCAAUCGGUGAUAUUUGUUUUUCUCUGAAUUUGUUUCACUGUUUUCAUAUGGAACAAUUUUGGCAUGGCCUAAUUUUGAAUAACUUCAAUUAAAUUUAUGUGCACUGGCUAAACUUUACAUUGCACAUAUUUUCAGCUGAUUUUGAUAGAUAUAUUAUCAUACAACGGUGCAACCUGUAGAUCUAUCGCCAUUGUGUACUGAGAGUCUGCCAAUACAUACACUAGUGAUGCUCUAACCAUGUUGGAGUGGGUAUAUGAAACGGUUUGUGAAAAUAUCUGGGUGCUGUCUAUAACAUGCGUAUGCUUCAUGCUGUCGAAGUUUUAUUUCAAAACAAGACUCAUAGAAAUUCAAGAUAAUCUCAAAGGCAAUUCUGGAACCGACGAUGAUGGUUUUGAAAAGUGCCAUUCACCCUCUUGUGUCAGAUGCCGAACUCAUAAGGAGAUUUUGGUGCGUGCAAGAACCAGACUGUCAUAUCAGGCAUAUACUGGCAAACCGAAAGCCGAAGAGAGGGAUAACAAUAUAUUAAAACUUUGCACGGACGUUGAAAACAGUUUGCAUAAAAGAUUUACACAAGUGGAAGAUGAAGAUCAGAAGCCAGGUGUUUUCAAGAUGUCUGGCCUGGAGGCCAAGCCAUGGUGGGAUGAACACGAAAUUGAGGACUUCCAUGGUCUGCAGUUUAGUGACAAAGUUUUAGAUGAUGUUAAAGCGGAGUUUUUUGAGUUGAUGAAGAAGUCGAACACAGAAGAUACUGUGCAAUCAUUAUGGAAGGUGAAUUCUACUCCUGAUGGCAUGUGGUCAAUUUGUCACCUGAUGGAUCAAGGCAGACCAACAAAAGCAAUAGAACAGUGUCCUAAAACAUGGAAUGCUGUUCAUAAACUGUCACACUUAUUAAUGAAGAACAAUCUAUUUGGAAAUGUUGCAUUUUCCGUGAUUGUCCCUGGCACUGUUAUCACUCCACAUUAUGGACCCACCAAUAUAAGACUUCGGUGCCACAUAGGCAUCAUGGUCCCUCCCGGCUGUAUGUUGAUGGUCAAUGGGGAAGAAAGAAAAUACUCCGAAGGAGAUGUUGUGCUGUUUGAUGAUUCCUUCUCUCACUCUGUCAUGCACAAAGGAGCGAGGGAAGAAGGGAUACGAGCUGUCUUGAUGAUUGACAUCUGGCACCCUCACAUCGACGAUGAACUCAAACACGUGCUCAGCUACAUUUUUUCCUCUGAUCUCUGAUUCAAGGGUACUUGAUAUUUUAUGGGUUCUAUCAACACUGAUCAAUAGGGAUUUUACAAAAAAAAAAGGUGAAUAAUUUUAAUGGCAAUAUCUAAAUAUUAAAAUAUAUUUCUGAUUUUGUGCAGUUUCUCUUUUUUCCAAAAGCAAUCAUGAUGCUUGAUAUUUGUGAUCAUUAGAGGUGCAACGAUACGUGAGGUCAUGAUAUAUGUAUGCCGAUACUAUGCAUGCGAUGCAAUUCGUAUCUCCAUACUUGCCUGCUCACCCCGCACUCAGCAAUAUUCCAGCUAUGACGGCGGUCUGUAAAUAGUCAAGUCUGGACCAGACAAUCCAGUGAUUGACAUCAUGAGCAUCGACCCAUGCAAUUGGAUCAACACGCCUGACCUCCUGAUCCAGUUAGUUGUCUCUUACGUCAAGCAUGGGUUCCUGAAGACCUAUUCUAACCCAGAUCUUCAUGGGUAUAUCCAUGCAGUUAAUAUUCUUUCUUUUUGCAGGUGAAUCACAACCCUGAAUACAGUCGAGUCCCGUUAAUCCGACAUCGAUGGUUGCAUAUGAUUAUGUCGGAUUAACGAGUAUGUCGGAUAAACGAAAUUUAGUAGUAUCAACGUUCGUGAUCGAAAAUUGGACAUCUACACGAUAGAUAA
This is a messenger RNA of Haliotis rufescens (red abalone), 1887 nucleotides long. RefSeq names its product aspartate beta-hydroxylase domain-containing protein 2-like. Bases 263 to 1246 code for a protein of 327 amino acids. Lineage: Eukaryota; Metazoa; Mollusca; Gastropoda; Lepetellida; Haliotidae. The transcript has 2 exons. The record is from RefSeq and is a predicted model, not a curated record.